AUGGCGACGGUGCCCGAGGCCAUGCCGCCUUUGCAAAGUGUGUCAUUGGAAUCGCCAGAGUAUGCAGUACUUGUGCAGACGUUGAAUCCGGGAAUGCACACAAAGUGUUUUCGUAUGGGCGGUUUGGCUACCGGAGACAUGCUUUUGGACGAUGUCGCCGUUGCGAUGGAAUUAGGGUCUGUCGACAAGUCGCUCCUUCGCCUCACAACGCGCGGCGGCCGCACUAUGCACGAACAUGAUCGAAUUGUUGAUUUUGCGGAGCUUGGCCAUUUUGUGGAGCUUGAGGUGCGUGUGCGUCUCCUUGGCGGCAAAGGAGGCUUUGGGAAUAUGCUGCGUGCCCAAGGCGGCCGCAUGAGUGCGCGGAGAAAAGACGGGAAUACAGACGCAUGCCGGGAUUUGCAAGGGCGACGGAUCCGCACUGUGAAUGAGGCGCAGGCGCUUGCAGAGUACAUUGCCAACGAGCCUGAACGCCAGGCAGCGCUUGACACGAAACAGAAAGCCAAGUAUGCAAAACUGGAGCGCAUGCUCGGGCGCGCGCCAAAAACAAAAGUGGACUUUGAAGAAGCUGCGACGAAACUUGAUGAUGCCGGUGAAGGGCUUGGCGGCGCGCCUGAAGCGGGCCCUGCGCGUGCACCCAAGCGUAAAGAACGGCUUGACGACCAUGACUACGUGGAACAAAGCCGUGAACUUGUAGAGAAUGCGCGCAGUGCCGUUGCGAGUGCGAUGAAAAAACGCAAAGGCAAGAAGCGAGUGGGCCCAGGCGACGGGGCCGUGCGUGCGAGCUCUGGGUAG
Malassezia vespertilionis is the source of this 792-nucleotide messenger RNA. RefSeq lists its product as uncharacterized. Gene Ontology annotation, cellular component: nucleus. The record is from RefSeq and is a predicted model, not a curated record. The coding region runs from base 1 to 792 and encodes 263 amino acids. NCBI's taxonomy places the organism in Eukaryota, Fungi, Basidiomycota, Malasseziomycetes, Malasseziales, Malasseziaceae. The transcript has a single exon.